This is a messenger RNA of Chenopodium quinoa (quinoa), 1074 nucleotides long. RefSeq lists its product as uncharacterized. Bases 1 to 1074 code for a protein of 357 amino acids. NCBI's taxonomy places the organism in Eukaryota, Viridiplantae, Streptophyta, Magnoliopsida, Caryophyllales, Amaranthaceae. The transcript has a single exon. The record is from RefSeq and is a predicted model, not a curated record.
AUGAGAGGACUUCAAGUGAAUAUCCCCUUUCUUCAUGCUAUGUCACAAAUUCCUACAUAUGAAAAUUUUUUUAUGGAUCUUUUAUCCAACAAGAGUAGGCUUGAAGAGAGUGCAACCAUCUCCCUUCCUAAGGAGGUGAGUGCAAUCAUUCAAAACAAGCUUCCUCAAAAGCUUGGUGACCCCGGUAGCUAUGAAAUACCGGUGAAGAUUGGAGACUUGGAGGCUAUGGAUGCUUUAUGUGAUCUUGGGGCAAGUGUGAGUUUGAUGCCCUAUUCUAUUGCUAAGAGUUUGAAAGUGGGAGACUUGAAGCCAACAAGAAUGUCCUUACAAUUGGCUGACCGCACGGUUAGGCUACCUUUGGGAAUUCUUGAAGAUGUGUCGGUUCAAGUUGGAAGAGUAUUUGUGCCAUGUGAUUUUGUGGUAAUGGAAAUGGAAGAAGAUACUACGGUGCCCCUAAUCUUGGGAAGACCAUUUUUGAACACCGCGAGUGUUGUGAUUGAUAUGAAGCAAGGAAGAUUGACCUUGAAUGUGGGAGAUGAGAAAAUAUCAUUUUCAUUCCCACAAACAUUGAAAAAGCUGUUGUAUGAUGAAGUUCAUAGAGUUGAUACAUUGGAAAGGGACUUAGAGAAGUUCCAAGAGAAUUUGUUUGAAGGAGAUCCUUUACAAGCUAUCCUAACGGGAGGCUUAGUUGAGGAAGGUGAAGAAACAAGGGGGUAUGAUCUUUUUCUUAACCAACCUUUAGUCCACAACGAAAAGAAAGUGGAAGUGCUUAAUGUGGAGGUAAAAGAGGAGAGGACUACGCCUCUUUACAAGGUUGAACUUAAACCCCUUCCUCCUUUACUUAAAUAUUCUUUUCUUGAUGAUAGUGAGAGUUAUCCCGUUAUUGUCAAUGCUAAACUUGAUGAUACCUCUCUUGGGAAACUCCUAGUUGUUUUAAGGAAGUAUAGAGGUGUCAUUGGGUACAAAAUUAAUGACAUUAAGGGGAUAAGUCCUACUAUAUGCAUGCAUAAGAUUUUACUUGAUGAUGAUCAUGCUUCCUCGAUUGAGCACAAAGAAGGCUCAAUCCAAACAUGA